GUACUAAAAACUAAUUAUUACAAUUUUAUUGCUACUAAUAUUAACUGAAUUUUAAUCUGGCGUUCUUAAAACACCAUGGCGGUUUACGCGGCGCAUUUAACGCGCACUCUUCAGGGCACUCCGUCUAUAUUUCAAGUGACUGCCCAGGAGGCCCUUGGCACCACCGUAAAGCCUGCAAUGAGGAAGCUAGUCGAGUAUGCAGCAGAAGCUUAUCCAGAUAAAUUUGGAUGGUGCAAGCCGUGGUAUGAUGAGCUUUACCUGCUGUUUGAUUGCUGUUUGCAGUACCACUAUCUGAAACAUUAUGCUGCAUCAUUCUCUGAGAGCUUCUAUGGUCUUCUACGUGUUCCUAUGGCAGUGAGCAUGGAGUUCAACCAGGGCAACCCUCGGUUACCAGAGUUACUGGAGUACGGCUCUGUGGCCUUAUUAGUGCUGGUACCAUACCUUAAGGACAAGGUUGAGAAGGUCAUAGACAGGUGGAGGGAGGACAAUGAAGAUGGGAGGCUGGGUAAGAGUAAUGCAGACCGCGCCCGCAAGGCAGCUAUAAAAAUAUACGCAGUCGUUCACUUCGUGGCGGAGUCAGCGAAGCUGGUGCAGGCAGCCAGGUACCUGACGGGCUCCGCCAGGACACACUCCCCGGAGCUGGCGCUGCUCGGGCUCUCGCUGCGGGACGCGCCCCUCAUGGAGAAAGACGACUCCACCUGGGGGGAGUUCUUCAAGAACCUCUUCACGGGGCAAAUAGGGAGCGCGGCGGUGACGUUCCCGAUGGUGGGCGGCGCGGUGCUGCGCGUGGUGCAGUACGGAGCGUUCGGGGUUCAGUUCCUGCGCUGGUGGGACUCCCGCGCCGCCUCGCACGCCGCCCUGCAGCCGCCGCCGCCGCCGCAGCCUGACGAAAAAGCUGUGAGAUGGAAGAACAAAUGUCCGAUAUGUCUGCAGACUUGGAAGAUUCCCACCGUGUUACCAGUCUCUGGCUACAUAUUCUGCUACGUGUGCAUCUCCCGGCACGUGCGGUCGCGCGGCGCGUGUCCCGUCACGCGGUGUCCGGCCGGGGACGGCUCGCUCGUCAGGCUCUACGUCGACUGACACGCCCCCCGCGCUCUCACUCUACUCGGACCGCGUUCUGACUGAACUCUGACCGCUCUCUGACUCAACUCGGACCGCACUCUGACUGAACUCUGACCGCUCUCUGACUCAACUCGGACCGCACUCUGACUGAACUCUGACCGCUCUCUGACUCAACUCGGACCGCACUCUGACUAAACUCUGACCGAACUCUGACCGCGCUCUGGCGCCACCUUUACAGAACUCUGACCCACCCUGACCGAACUCUGACCACGUUCAAUCCACCCUAACCGAACUCUGGCCGCGUUCUGACAGAGUUCAGUCAGGGUGGGCUGAACCCACCCUGACUGAACUCUGACAGCACUCUGACCCCUGUGUCUCUGGUCAGUUAUGAGUAUGACUCACUGACCUACUUCUAACUUAUAAACUUCUGACUGCACAUCUUAUUACUGAAGUCAUCUUAAAGAUGCAAAUCUUAUUCUUCAAUAGACACUAGUCACUAUUAAGAUAAUUAACAUGUUAUUUAUUCUAAGACCUUUGUUUACCUCUACACCACAAAUAAAUAAUUUAAAUUUAAAUUUGAAAUAAUGAAAGAGUUAUUCAGUAAAUAUUUUUUUAUUGUCACUAUUGAGUUUAUAGUAUUCGAUGUCCCCAUUGGUAGCGCUUUAACACAAUAUAUUACUUUCCGAUAGUCACUAAUUUGAUCCUGACAUUAUACAAACAUUUUAUGAGUGUGUUUGUUUUAUUUUAGUCCGAGUGUUUUUCUAUGUGGGUAUGUUUUUUUUUAUUAUAAUGGAAUGGUGCACCCGCCUGCGCUAACGGUUUACGCUGGCGGGGACCAAUGGAUG
Molecule: messenger RNA, 1907 nt
Organism: Achroia grisella
Lineage: Eukaryota; Metazoa; Arthropoda; Insecta; Lepidoptera; Pyralidae
Gene: Pex12
Product: peroxisome assembly protein 12-like
Exons: 7
Coding region: 76-1080 (334 amino acids)
Biological process (GO): protein import into peroxisome matrix; protein monoubiquitination
Cellular component (GO): peroxisomal membrane; peroxisomal importomer complex
Molecular function (GO): protein binding; zinc ion binding; ubiquitin-protein transferase activity
Source: RefSeq, a predicted model, not a curated record